Molecule: messenger RNA, 1515 nt
Organism: Talaromyces rugulosus
Lineage: Eukaryota; Fungi; Ascomycota; Eurotiomycetes; Eurotiales; Trichocomaceae
Exons: 5
Coding region: 1-1515 (504 amino acids)
Biological process (GO): transmembrane transport
Cellular component (GO): membrane
Molecular function (GO): transmembrane transporter activity
Source: RefSeq, a predicted model, not a curated record
AUGCCCAUUCAGGACAAAUCCUCUCAAGAAGAUGAAGAUGUAGAGGAGGGCAAUGCCAGUGCUCAUAGCAUGCGUCGCCAGUUCUCCGUUUGGUCUUUGGCAGCCCUUUGCCUUUGUUUGAUGGCCACUUGGGAGGCUUUGUCGACUGUUGUCACGACAGCCCUGGCGAAUGGAGGUGCUCCAUGCUUUUUUUAUAACUAUAUUCUGAGUUUCCUUGCCAGCGUCGCGGUGGCAUCGUCUCUUGCUGAGAUUGCAUCUUCUUAUCCAACGGCAGGAGGACAGUAUCAUUGGGUGGCUUUGUUGGCCCCCUCACGAACGAGUGCCCUUGCCUCUUGGUUCACUGGCUGGAUAUCCUGCGGCGGCCAAAUCGUACUUACUGCAUCAGCUGCUUUCGCUGCUGGACUGGAGAUGCAGGCUCUUAUCACAGCGAAUCAUCCGGAUUCAUAUCUGCCUCAAAGAUGGCAAGGGAUGCUUUUUUACUGGCUAGUUCUUGUAUAUGCCAUGGUCGUCAACAUGUGGGGAUCCAAAAUACUACCUCACACGAAUAUAGUAUCUGGUGUCAUUCACAUAGUAGCAUUCAUCGCUAUCGUCGUUGUACUUGGAGUUAUGGCUGAAAAAAACGAUUCGUAUUUUGUAUUUGCUCAAGUUACAAAUACCAGUGGAUGGAAAAACGAUGGGAUUUCGUGGCUUGUGGGCUUGCUUAGUACAGUAUAUCCAUUCCUAGGAUAUGACAGUGCAACCCAUUUAGCCGAGGAAAUGAAACACCCAGCACGCGAUGUUCCCCUUGCAAUGGUUCUGAGUGUGGUCAUCAACGGCAUCAUGGGGCUUGGAUACUGUGUCAUUUUGCUAUAUUCCAUGACCAACCUGGAUGAAUUGCUGGCUUCUCCCACCACAUUUCCCUUUAUCCAACUCCUUCUUAACGUGACUUCUAGUAAAGUUGGGGCAACCUUGCUUACUAUUAUCUGGGCAUCAAUUCCGGUCGCGGCAACAGUGGCAGGUACGACUUCGACAUCGCGUACAGUGUGGGCUUUUGCUCGGGAUGAUGCUAUUUUCUGUUCGGAAUACUUCUCACAUAUCGAUACCCGUCUAGCUGUACCGGCUCGGGUAGUCGUUCUCAUUACAAUCUUGGAGAUGCUACUGGGCCUAUUGUACCUCGCAAGCUCAGCUUCAUUUAAUGCCGUUCUUUCCAUGGCAAUCCUCGGAAUGUACGCGUCGUACAUCUUGCCAAUAAUUUACAUGUUGUUAAAUGGCCGCAAAGAAGGGGUUCGUCGCCCGGGUCCAUUCAGUCUCGGUCGCAUAGGCGGGAUCACUAUCAACCUGAUUGCAACAAUAUGGCUGGCAUUUGCUAUGAUUUUCAGCAUGUUUCCUAAUUACCAACCGGUGACACCACAAAACAUGAAUUACAGUGUUGUCGUCAUGGGUGCAUGGUGUCUUCUUGGGGGGGUCUACUAUUUUGGCUUUGGUCGAGGGAAGUAUUCGGGGCCAGCUAUUGAGGUGCUUGAAAUGGUGGAAUGA